GGUCCAUGAGAACAUUUUUCAAGACCCAAUCGAUGGAUUAAUGAGCCAAUUGGGAGCUUCGACAUCAACUUCAAACUUCCUACUUCCUCUAGCUAGUGCCUCUCCAUCCAUGUACCAGUUGGAAGCUCCAUCACCAACUCCACAAUUUCAAAUAUCACCAGCUUAUACUCCUAUGCAGCAAACUAUGGUGAGGAAUCAAAUUGUACAAAGACCCCAAAAUCAGCAAGUGGGAGUGUUGAAUAACUCAUCCAUGGGACAGUUUGGGCAUGAUGCAUCUUAUGGGAUUCAGCAACAAUAUUCAACACCAACAUUAGGCAAUCAUGAGAACAAUCCAAACAGGCAAGAUGGUGUAAUAUCAACUUUUCAGUUCAAUACAAACAUGGGGAAGGUUAAUGAGUUCAACAUUAGUAUUAAUCACUAUCCAUCCCUGAAUUCAAAUGUUGGGGUACCUUCAACUUCUCAAAGGAUUUGUUCAUCCAUGGUUUGUGAUCCUUCAUUCACCACCACCACCAUUGCAAACUUGAGCAAUGACAAUGGCUGUUUUGAUGCAAAUGAGAAAUAUCCAGGCAUUGCUGAUGAAGUUGAUACCAACUUUACCACCUACAAAUGGCAGUUUUGAUGGGAAUGUGAAGCCUCUAAGACAUCAGAAUUAGGCUGUGAAGGUGACUCCAGCAAAUGAAGAUGACUGUUGAAAUUAAUGGAGAAAUUUAUCCGAGUUUCAAAUUAUUGUCUUAGAAAUUAGCAAUAAAUUUGCGAGUUUUAUGUUUUAAGAGUCAUUUUAGGAGUAUUUUAUAAGUGGAAUAUGGUCCUUUGUUUUAAGAGAUGUUUUAUAACAUGUUUGUAUGUUAAUGCUUUGGUGGGGUGGUUUAUUUAAGUGCAAAUCAUUUUAGUAAAUAAAACCGAGACAUUGUUUGACUGAGAAA
Molecule: messenger RNA, 923 nt
Organism: Vitis vinifera (wine grape)
Lineage: Eukaryota; Viridiplantae; Streptophyta; Magnoliopsida; Vitales; Vitaceae
Exons: 6
Coding region: 41-619 (192 amino acids)
Source: RefSeq, a predicted model, not a curated record